Molecule: messenger RNA, 2205 nt
Organism: Trypanosoma cruzi
Lineage: Eukaryota; Euglenozoa; Kinetoplastea; Trypanosomatida; Trypanosomatidae
Product: trans-sialidase, putative
Exons: 1
Coding region: 1-2205 (734 amino acids)
Biological process (GO): ganglioside catabolic process; oligosaccharide catabolic process
Cellular component (GO): membrane; cytoplasm; intracellular membrane-bounded organelle
Molecular function (GO): exo-alpha-sialidase activity
Source: RefSeq, a predicted model, not a curated record
AUGUACUCACGUGUUGCUGCUGUCAAGGCACCCCGCACACACAACCGUCGCCGCGUGACCGGAUCCAGCGGAAGGAGGAGGGAAGGAAGAGAGAGUGAGCCGCAGAGGCCCGACAUGUCCUGGCGUGUGUUUACUUCCGCGGUGCUGCUCCUCCUCCUCGUGAUUAUUUGCUGCGGCAGUGGAGCUGCAGACGCUGUGGAGGGUAAGUCCGGGGCCGUGCAACUACCGAAAUGGGUCGAUAUUUUUGUGCCGGAAAAGACGCAUGUGCUGCCCAAAGAGGGGUCUGAAAGUGGAGUGAAGAAAGCAUUUGCUGCGCCUUCUCUUGUCAGUGCUGGUGGAGUAAUGGUUGCCUUUGCUGAAGGCUUGUUCGGUCAUAACGUCCAUGGAUAUGACUUGUUUGGGAUUCGGCCUUACGAAAUUUUGGCCGGGUACAUCAAGGCUGCGGAGUCGUGGCCGUCCAUUGUUGCUGAGGUCAAUGCUAGUACAUGGAGGGCACACACAGUUAUUGGCAGUAGGAAUGGCAAUGAUCGUUUGUGUUUUUUGUACCGGCCCACAGCAGUUGCAAGGGAAAAUAAGGUGUUUUUGCUUGUGGGAAGCGAUACCGUAGGAUAUGACAGCGAUGAUGAUAUGUGGGUAAAAGAUGGCUGGGACAUUCAACUAGUUGAGGGUGUGGCCACGCAGUCCACGGACGGCAAACCGAGUAAAACGAUCAACUGGGGUGAACCCAAGUCGCUUUUAAAGCAGGUCCCCAAACACACUCAAGAUCAGCUGAGGGAUGUUGUGACUGCUGGUGGUUCAGGCAUUGUGAUGCAGAAUAACACGUUUGUGUUUCCCCUGGUGGUGAAUGGGAAAAAUUACCCUUUUUCUUCGAUCACUUAUUCGACGGACAACGGCAACAACUGGGUGUUCCCAGAGAGCAUUUCUCCUGUAGGAUGCCUUGAUCCCCGCAUCACCGAAUGGGAGACGGGACAAAUUCUCAUGAUUGUUGAUUGCGGGAAUGGCCAGAGUGUGUAUGAGUCGCGUGACAUGGGGAAAACGUGGACGGAGGCCAUCGGGACACUCUCGGGCGUGUGGGUCAAGUCACGAUCAGGAUUCCGUUGGGACGAAGGCUUGCGUGUGGAUGCCCUCAUCACCGCGACCAUUGAGGGAAGGAAGGUCAUGCUGUACACUCAGAGAGGGUACGCCUCGGGGGAGAAAGAGGCCAAUGCCCUCUACCUUUGGGUCACGGACAACAACCGUACGUUUCAUGUUGGUCCCGUUGCCAUGGACAGCGCUGUGAAUGAGACGCUUUCCAACGCCCUGCUGUACUCGGAUGGCAAUUUGCAUCUUUUAAAACAGAGGGCCAAUGAAAAAGGCAGUGCCAUUUCACUUGCCCGCCUGACGGAGGAACUGAAGGAAAUCGAUUCUGUCCUCAGCACUUGGGCACAGCUUGACGCCUCCUUUUCCGCUUCGUCCACACCCACGGCUGGUCUGGUUGGAUUUCUGUCCAAUACAUCGUCCGGUGGCGACACGUGGAACGACGAGUACCGUUGCGUGGAUGCAUCCGUGACGAAAGCAUCAAAGGUUAAAAAUGGUAUCAAAUUCACGGGGCCUGGAUCCAUGGCAACAUGGCUCGUGAACAGCCGGGAGGAUAACAGACAGUACGGCUUUGUGAACCACAGCUUCACUCUUGUGGCGACGGUGACCAUCCACCAGGUUGCGAAGGGGAGCACUCCUCUGCUGGGUGCGGGUCUGGAUGCACCCGUCAGCACGAACUUCAUUGGGCUGUCGUACAGCAUGGAUAAAAAGUGGGAGACGGUGUUUUAUGGGAAGAAAACGACAUCGAACACCACUUGGGAGCUGGGGAAAGAAUACCAGGUGGCGCUCAUGCUACAGGACGGCAAUAAGGGCUCCGUGUACGUGGAUGGUGUAAUUGUGGGGAGCCCAGAGAAUAUAACAAAGCUUGGGGCGCUGGGACAUGAAAUCGCACAUUUCUAUUUUGGUGGGGACGAGGGAUACAUCAACAGCAGCGUGACAGUGACGAACGUCUUUCUGUACAACCGCCCACUGAGUGUCGGCGAACUAAAAAUGGUCAGGAAGAGCGACGAUAAAAAAGGAAACGGUGGCGGCAAAAAAGGAAACGGUGACGGCUCCAUGCGUGGGGGCGUGUCGCGGUUGCUGCUGCUGCUGGGGCUGGGUUUUUGCGCCUUUGUGGCCCUUUACUGA